UGGCCUUGGCUGGCACCUGGUCCCCAUCUGCACUGUUUUCUGACUCCCAGCUGUCCUGUUUUGCUGGCCAGUGUCCUUGUGACUUUGAAUUAGGUGACUUGCAGCAGCAGUGACCUAGCUCAGGGAGUGAAAGGAGUCACCUCUUACCUACCCCCUCCCCCUCCCCUGGAACCCAAGUGAUGAGCCUGUCCUGGACUGGAACCUUCCACCUAGCAACCGGGCAAACAGAACCCAGAGGGACUCUGUCCCUGAGGUGCCUCUGCUGCCAUCCGGGCCCCCCCAUGCAGCACCCCAAAACCCUCUAUCCCCCAGCCAUACCCCAGGAAGGCUUCAGCCUGCAGAGCCUGGAGGGCCCUGAGGUGCCAGGUGGCCCAGAACCCCUUCCCACCGUAGCCAAUGCUAACCUGCACUAUCAGACCCCCGGCUCGGACCAGGAUGUGCUUCCAGCCCCUCCAGCAGGCUUCCAGAUGGCUCCCUGCGGCUGCUUCUUCGACCCCCGCAUCUACCGCAUCGAGUGGGCCACCUCCGACUUUGGCCAGUCAUCCCUGUACAAGGUGGCAGUGGCUGGGGGUCCUGCCUUGUCUGGUGGCUACUUGCUGGAGGCCCCAUCCUACCUCAAAACCCCGGGGCCACCACCUCUGCUGUACCCUCACUACCAGCCGGCCCCCAGUGGGCCACAGUACCUCACACAUUACCUUCCACUGGAGGAACCUGUGCCUGAGGCUCUCAGUUUCAUGCGGGACGGAGGGCCCCUCAACUUCAUGGAGAUGCUCAGAGACGGCCUGGCACCUCCGCCAACCCCCAAAGAGACUAAGCCAUCUCCCUUGCUUAUCACAGUCCCCACAGCACACACACUGCCACCUGGGCCCUACGGCCAUCUCAGUGGCCACGCCAGCCAGUUCCCAGGACCCCAGGUGACCAUGAGGCCCAUUGAGGCUUCCAGGGAGCUGCAGAGCGGUGGUGUGGCCAGGCCAGGUCUGCGAUUCCCUCCUGGACCUGUAGAGCCCAAGGUGGCCAAGGUGGAGGAUGUCACCCCAGUGGGCUCAGGCGAGACCAUGCCCCCUGAGGUGGCUCGUGCGUUCUUCCUACCCGACAAGGUCCUUCUAGAAGAUGCCAUGAAACUUUUUGAUUGUCUCCCUGGUGGCACUGAACCUGAGGUGGCCUUGCACAGGGGUCCUGGCCAUGGACUGCGGGACAGUGGUGGUGGUGGGGAUGACUUCCCAACCGACAUCCGCUCCUUGCACCUGCCAGAUGAUCUGCUGUCCUUUGACUACAGUGUUCCUGAGAUCUUAGAUGCGGUGGCCAAUGUGGAUUACUUUUUCAGCUUCAAGGCCCUGGAUGAUGAGCCGCUACCCCAUCUUGGGGUCCCUGUCACUGACACGGUGGCCCCUGGCCUGCGGUCCCAUCAAUUGGGGAAAAAAACCAGCACGCCCACCAAGAAAGGGAAGCCAGGUAGCAGACACAGGCAGACCACAGGCCCAGCUGGCACAGCCGCCAUAGGACCCAGGCUGGACCUGGGAGCCAUCCCCAAUUAAAGUGAUUUGAUCUCUC
Messenger RNA from Mastomys coucha (southern multimammate mouse), 1551 nucleotides. It is a transcript of the gene Prr22, whose product is annotated as proline rich 22. NCBI's taxonomy places the organism in Eukaryota, Metazoa, Chordata, Mammalia, Rodentia, Muridae. The record is from RefSeq and is a predicted model, not a curated record. The transcript has 3 exons. The coding region runs from base 180 to 1535 and encodes 451 amino acids.